UUAAUGAUAUUCGAAUUCAAGUAAUCCGGAAACGAACGAAAGUGAAUGAAAUCAAUUUGCGCGCGCGCAAGAAGGCUUUUGUCCGUUUGACGCACAUCAUAGCGCCGUCAAGCAAAAGGUGUUCGCGCUUCUGGUUGGAGCAAGCUAGAUUUCUUAAGAAUUAGAAGCCAUUUGAAAGAUAUCUGGCCCAAUUAACGAAUUGCACAAUGCAGUACAAUGUAUAUUCAACGAAUAACAUGAACAGGUCGAGACCAGAACGUAAUGAUCAUCACUAUGGCAAACAGUCAAAUUAUUGGUGUGGCCCAUCACAGCACAGUAUUGCCCCAGUUCAGGAUUUUGGAGGUCCAAAUUCACAAAUGAUCAAUAAGAAGUAUAAGUCACAAGAUGAACAAUUACUUACACAGCCGGACUGGACACAAACAGAAUUGAAACCAUUCAGAAAAAAUUUUUACAUCUUACACCAAAAUGCUAAAAACAGAACCCCAGAAGAUAUCAAUCAGUACAGGGACACUAAUGAUAUAAUAGUAAGAGGAAAUUCUGUCCCACAGCCUAAUUUUUGUUUCGAGGAAGGAAGUUUUCCAGAUUACUUGAUGAAUAGCAUUAUGAAACUAGGGUUUGCAGAACCUACACCAAUCCAGGCCCAAGGCUGGCCUGUUGCUUUGUCUGGUCGAGAUCUCGUUGGUAUAGCUCAAACUGGGUCAGGAAAAACAUUGGCUUACAUGCUGCCAGCUACAGUACACAUAAAUCACCAACAACGCCCUCAGAGGGGAGAAGGCCCCAUCGCCUUAAUUCUAGCUCCAACCAGAGAAUUGGCGCAACAGAUUCAAAAGGUUGCACAUGAAUUUGGUUCGUCCACCAUGAUUAGGAACACCUGUAUCUUCGGUGGUUCACCUAAAGGACCUCAGGCAAGAGAUUUGGAAAGAGGGGUAGAAAUAGUUAUUGCAACUCCCGGCAGAUUGAUUGAUUUUCUAGAAAAAGGAACCACCAACCUUGCAAGAUGCACAUAUUUGGUUUUGGAUGAAGCAGACCGCAUGUUGGACAUGGGUUUUGAACCUCAAAUCCGAAAAAUUAUUCAACAGGUCAGGCCUGACAGACAAGUGCUAAUGUGGUCCGCUACAUGGCCGAAACAAGUCCAGGCUUUAGCUGAAGAAUUCUUGGUGGACUAUAUUCAGGUUAAUAUUGGAGGUCUAGCUUUAUCAGCAAAUCACAACAUCAAACAAAUCGUGGAAGUUUGUGAAGAAAGUGAAAAGGAGGAAAAACUUCUCAAGUUAUUGAAGGAAAUAGGAUCAGACCGAUUGAACAAAAUCAUCGUGUUUGUGGAAACUAAGAAAAAAGUUGACGACAUAACAAAAGCCAUCAGACGUGAAGGCUACUCCGCUAUUUCAAUACAUGGGGAUAAGUCACAACCGGAAAGAGACUUUGUUUUGAACGAAUUCAGGAGUGGAAAGUCCUGGAUUUUGGUCGCAACAGAUGUAGCUGCUCGAGGUCUUGAUGUGGAUGACGUCAAAUAUGUAAUUAAUUAUGAUUAUCCAAACUCUAGCGAAGACUACGUCCAUAGGAUUGGAAGAACAGGAAGAUGUCAACAAACUGGAACAGCAUAUGCUUUCUUCACAUCGGCCAACGCCCGCCAAAGUAAAGACCUUAUUGCAGUAUUGAAGGAAGCCGGCCAACACAUCAGCCCAGAACUAGCUGAACUUGCACAAAAUUCUCGCGUUGGUCAAAACAACAAGAAUCGUUGGCAAAAUAGAAACAGGGACAAUUCUUCACCUAACUCUAGCAAUUCUGGCGGACGUGUGAAGACAUGGACCAACAAGAAUUUCAAUAGCAAUGCCGUAGAUUUCAAACAGAAUAAUCAGAAGAUGAUGAUGAAUGGCAUGAGGAACGAUCAGGGGGCUAGAAAUCAGAGGAACUACAGCAAUUCAUUUGCCUAUCAGAAUACUUACAACAAUCAAGGUUAUCAAAAUUCAUAUAGUCCUCCAAGCCAAGUGUUCCAACCUCAACAGCAAAGUGCAAGUGGACCUCGUAACAAUUAUGGUGGUGGUAAUAGCCGAUAUAAUAAUCCACAAAGAUAUGGAAGACAGAACUUCAACCAGUCCGGAAAUCCAAACAUGUAUCAAAUGGCGGCACAACCCUACAUGAUGCAACAAACUGGCGGACCUGAUCCGAUGCAGUCCAUAAUGAACCACAAGUUCUUCCAGAGCAACAGAAUACCAAGUGCGAGUAACCCUUGCGCGUACCAAUCUAUCAGUCAAGGUCAAAGCACUCCCUACAAUCAAUAUCCAGGAGCAGUACAAUAUGCGUAUCAGUUUACUCAGCCUACUGCUGCAGUACAACAAUAAGUGUAGGUAUAAAAACAUGACACGUUAUGUCUACUCUGCUCUUUAUCUUCAGUGUGGUUUUUUGAUGUAGCAUGUAGUUCAGAGUAUAUUAAUGUUUCAAAUUAUUAUUAUCAACUAUUAUUCUCCAAUAAGAUAUUUUCUUGACAAUUAAUUAAUCUGCUCAAAAAAUAAUAGAAGGGAUUCCAAUAACAAGAAAUCUUUGAGUGAAUAUUUCGAAGCAAGGUGGAGGAAAACCAUUUUUACUUCUUCCAAAUCAACUUUUUCUAACAAAAUUGCAUCUGAAGAAUUUCCCUAACUAGACAUAUUUGGAUGUUUGAUGUAUAUUUACAUAGUGCAACUUGAACAAAAAAAUUACUUUCACACCAUUUAAGGUGAUUUUCAUAAUGCAUGGUAAACUGGUCCUUAAAUUAAUCUUGGGGCCACAGGUUAUUAUGAAGCUGUUAAAAAUUAUGUGAGUAUAACAUACUACUACUGAAUUAUUAUCUGUAAAUUAUGAAAUAACUGUUAUUUUUAUCCACCAGUAUUCUACAAAUUAUAUUAAUGAAUGUAUGUUCUUCCUUCUUGAGAAAACUGUAAUUUAAGUGAAACAGUAACUAUCUCUGUAUGCUGAUGAAAUGCACGAAACAUAUAGAAGGGGAGUUCGGACGUAUUUGUUAGUAGUUUGCAUACGUAUUACACUCCAGGCAGUGUGAAACCAGAAUUACAUGGUGGACAUUGGAACGAUAUAAACUAUGCAGAAAGAUUUUUUUCUCUGCUCUCAUUUGUAACUUCUCAUGUUCUUCUCUAUAUUUUUCCUAUGGAAAUACUUAAUUGAAUAUUUCAAAGAUCAUACCACCACAAAACUUAUUCAUUCGGUUGAAUAUCAAACUUAUAAUAAUGUUAAAUAUGAUUGACACUUUUUUUGACGUGAUUUCGCUAAGUUACAAUCACUCAUUUUUACAACAGAAAUAUAAGUGAUCCUCAGAUUGUAGGUCGCUAAAAUUGAUCCGAUGAAAAAAAAUUUUUACUUGAAACAAUUUGAAUGAAAUUUUUAGUAUGUCGGUAAUCUGAUUUUGAACAUGGAAGUUACAUCUUUAUUUGACGGGGCUCUCGUUACACUGCUAGCAUUUGAAAUACUUCUGCUAACUAGUCAUUUAUAUAAAAAUCGAAUUUUUAAUUCAAAGUUGAAAUAGUUUGUUAUUUUAUACUUUAGUUAUUUAUUUUUAUUUGUUCUUUAGAUGACUUUAUGGUUGAAGUCUGAAAACGACCAAAAUUCUGUUGAUUUAUUCCUACUGAGUGCAGUAUUGGAGAAAGAAAUAUUUUUUUCUGCUGUGUAGAACCUUGAAAUUUUUAUGCGUGAAAAAUUAGCCUCUUAUCAUGAAAUAUUUCAUGUUGAUUUCAAAUUACUGUGAUAAAAUAGAGAUCAUUUAUUCCAAGGGAACUCAUUGUUAAAGAUUGAAGUCGCGUUAUUCAUUUUCUGCUUGAAGUUCCUAGUCAAGCUUUGUGAUAUUGAAAAUUUUCAUCGAUAUAUAUUUCCGUACUUAUCAAAAGAUUUCAAAUUGGAAAAGGUUGGAAUAACGUGAUAUUUUAGUAUGAUCAUUAGUUACCUUUUUAUUUUUCGAUACUAAUGAUCUAAACAAGGCAUUUUUGAUAGACUAUUAAGUAUUUACGGGAUUGCAGUAAAGAGCCCUGGUUUCGUUACACUGUUGCAAUAAUUCUUAUGAAAAAUUCUUGAAGAUAAGAAUCUGAAUAUGUCAUAAAGUGAGGUCGUCAUAUUGUUUUAAUAGCAUUUGUUUGUCACAAGUACAUUGCUUGAGUGGAUGAGUGACUCGAGCGUGGUGUACAUAUUGUAGUAUUAAGUAUUAACUCGUUCGUCGUUUAAGCGUGGUGCUCUGUAGCUCACGUACAUCUGUGAUAUUAGCGAAUAAAGGUAGCAAACAGAAUAAUCAUAACUUUCCUCCGUGUCUAUGAGUACGCCAAGAAAUGUACAACAUGUCGGUUCUGUGAGUGAUUUUCAGAAUCUUAGUUUCAUUUCAACAUUCCAAUUAAUGUGUAUAUUUAUUUUCAAACUUGUUUUUUUUUUAUAAAAUCACCUUUACAAAGAAACAAUUAUACAUGUCUCAAUAUAGUAUUUAAUUUUCGUCUUUGAUUAUAGUUCAAUCUCACAAGAAUGUAGACAGUUUGUACAUUGUAUUACAUUGGUUAAAUGUGAUAUAUUUUCUAUAUAGUUAUAUAUUGUAAGACUGAAAUAACUAUAUUUUUUUUAAAGAGGUUUUUACAAAUAGGACAUGUGGAAACCUUAAACAAGGAUUUCUAAUUUUGUUUUCGUUUUGAAAAGAGGAGUAGCGUAACUCUUUGAUCGGACUGAGUGCAUUUUCUGCACAAAAGUUAUCAAAUUAUUCUAUGAUGUUAUCAUUCGCGCCAUUGCAUCUCAACGAUUAACGAUUUUAAAAAUAUUUAAUAUUUUUCGAAAUUUGUUCUUUUCAAUUCAGAGGUAAUUGGUAAAUAUAAUAAAACUGCCCAGUGUUUUUAAAACCUCACAGGAAUGAUGAGUCUUAUUUAUUUGUUAUUUAGUUGAACUGAAUUAUCGAAAUGGCCUUCUAAGAAGUCAUCUUAAAUGAAAUAAUCACUUCUAUACUCUUCUGUAAGUUUCCAGCAAGUGCAUUUCUUGUAUGUAAUACAGUAUUAUAAUAGUUGUGUAAUGAUUCUCAUUGGUUUGCAAUUUAUUAUUCUUUUAGUGUUUAUUUUCUAAUUUUUUUCUGUGGAUGUAUAAGAAUAUCCAUAACCAAUAAAUGUUGAAAAUUUA
Messenger RNA from Harmonia axyridis, 5124 nucleotides. Its product is annotated as DEAD-box ATP-dependent RNA helicase 20-like. The transcript is spliced from 8 exons. Gene Ontology annotation, cellular component: cytoplasm; ribonucleoprotein complex; nucleus. The record is from RefSeq and is a predicted model, not a curated record. NCBI's taxonomy places the organism in Eukaryota, Metazoa, Arthropoda, Insecta, Coleoptera, Coccinellidae. Gene Ontology annotation, molecular function: ATP binding; RNA helicase activity; RNA binding. Bases 207 to 2339 code for a protein of 710 amino acids.